AUGUGGAUUUUUGUUCGAGGGAUUUGUGCAUUGAGCAUUGGAAUAGCGAUAAUAUUUGGGAGAGGAACAGAAGCUCAGUCUUAUCGAUCUGUGGGGGAGAAGAAGGUGGCAUGGCGGACUGUGGUGGUGGACCAGAGCGGCCAUGGAAAUUUCUCCACUAUUCAAGCCGCCAUUGAUGAUGUUCCUUCAAACAAUAGGUUUUGGGUCUCCAUUUUAGUCAAGGCUGGAGUUUACAGAGAGAAGGUGACAAUCCCAUAUGAUAAGCCAUAUAUAAUUCUGAAGGGACAAGGGAAGAGAAGAACAAGAGUUGUUUGGGAUGACCAUCUCAAUAUUGCUCAAAGCCCUACUUUCACUUCUUCUGCUGAUAAUAUUGUUGUCAAAUGUAUAAGUUUUGAGAAUUCAUAUAAUGAUCCAUGGAACAAUGGAAACCCAAGGGUUCCAGCAGUAGCAGCGAUGGUGACAGGCGACAAGUCGUCUUUCUAUAAAUGUGGUUUCUAUGGCUUACAAGACACCUUAUGGGAUGCCCUUGGACGACACUACUUCCAUCGUUGCACUAUCCAAGGAGCUGUCGACUUUAUUUUUGGAACUGCCCAAUCCAUUUAUGAGGGAUGUACAAUAUCAGUAGUCGGAGAAGCGCUCCCACCAAGAAUCACAGGAUUUAUAACAGCACAAGGAAGAACAGACCCAAAUGAUGGAAAUGGGUUUGUUUUCAAAGAUUGUAAAGUGGUUGGGAGUGGCUCAACCUUCUUGGGGAGGCCAUGGAGAGGCUACUCAAGAGUCAUCUUCUACAACUCUAACUUCUCCAACAUCAUAAACCCUAAUGGUUGGGAUCCUUGGCGUUUUGCUGGCCAAGAGGGCCAAUUGACCUACGCAGAAUAUGGCUGCUACGGACCAGGUUCCGACAUGUCGCACCGCGUGAAAUGGGAAAAGAAGCUCAGUUCGGAGGAAAUACGACAACUAACCAGCAUGAGUUUUGUCGACACUGAAGGCUGGCUCCAAAACCAACCUUCCUAA
This is a messenger RNA of Momordica charantia (bitter melon), 1014 nucleotides long. Its product is annotated as Pectin lyase-like superfamily protein. Gene Ontology annotation, molecular function: pectinesterase activity. The record is from RefSeq and is a predicted model, not a curated record. Lineage: Eukaryota; Viridiplantae; Streptophyta; Magnoliopsida; Cucurbitales; Cucurbitaceae. Gene Ontology annotation, biological process: pectin catabolic process; cell wall modification.